AUGAAGUUCACCGCCACCUUCGCCGCCGCCUCCUUGGCCGCCAUCUCGUCCGCCCUUCCCCAGCCCACUACUGCCUACCCUCGCCCCGAGGCCGGCGACAUCUUCCGUCUGAUGUCUCUGCGCACCGGCACCCCCAUCCACUAUGGCAACGUCCAGGCCAAGGAGGGCAACCUCGUCAUCAACUCGCCCGACCAGUUCAACAAGACCUGUGGCAUCAACGGCAGCCGCGACAACGUCACCAACGGCAUCGACUACGCCUCCUUCUCGCUCCACGACGACGGCAGCGUCUACCUCUACACAUUCAACCCCCCUCUCCAGCUCUACGUUGACCGCAGCGGCAUGGGCCAGGGCAACGUCCGCUACUCAACCGGUGUCCAGCCUAUCGGCAAGAACCAGGAGCGCGGCCCCUUCAAGAUCAACAAGGAUGGUGACCUCGUCUUCGCUGCCGGUGGCCUGACCGGCGACGUUGGCUUCCAGGCUUGCCCCGGCGCUGUUGGCGGAGGCUGGAAGAUCUGGCUCAAUGGUGUAGACAAGCCUGCUGGUUCCGAGGGAUGCACUCCCUUCACCAUGAAGGCCCUCAAGGAGACCCCCUACUACAGGUGCCUCUACUCUUCUGCUCCUGCUUAG
Bipolaris oryzae ATCC 44560 is the source of this 627-nucleotide messenger RNA. RefSeq lists its product as uncharacterized. NCBI's taxonomy places the organism in Eukaryota, Fungi, Ascomycota, Dothideomycetes, Pleosporales, Pleosporaceae. The transcript has a single exon. The record is from RefSeq and is a predicted model, not a curated record. The coding region runs from base 1 to 627 and encodes 208 amino acids.